Molecule: messenger RNA, 1543 nt
Organism: Nezara viridula (southern green stink bug)
Lineage: Eukaryota; Metazoa; Arthropoda; Insecta; Hemiptera; Pentatomidae
Source: the annotation of a GenBank genome assembly
GUGGGCCCAGCUCGAUUUCCAUGAAUUCUACCAAAUAUUCAGAUUGUUGGAAUGUUAUUAAGUUUUUAAGAUUCGUAAACCAUUUUUAAAGGUUAUUUGUAGGCAGUUAAGUAAAAUCUCCUUUAAUACUAAUUGAAUUGAUCUUGAAGACCUAUCGAUGUAGAUAAACACGUAUUUGAUUUAGAUGGCAGUCAUGUUUGACUGUUACCGAAGAUGGCGUCUCUGAGAAAUUUAAGUAAAAAUGUACCUUAUUUAGGACAACAGUUUUCUGCCCUUCUGGGCAAUACAAGCUUGUCAGUGAAGAUUAUUAGUGCUAUUAUCUUUUUCACCUAUUUUUUAUCUUUUUCGGAAGAUGCUAUUAAGUUUCUUAGUGUGACUCCAGGAUAUAUACUGCCACCUUCUUUUUGGAUAUGGACAGCUUGCACAUAUUGUUUUCUAGAAAUACACUUUUGGGAAGUAAUAGUAGAUUCAGUUACUAUUGGUUUAUGUGGGAAACUCAUAGAACCGUUAUGGGGACAACUGGAAUUACUAGUUUUCUUUGCAAUUGUUAACAUUGGAGUUGGUGUUGUGAGCGCUUCCUUCUAUCUCUUCCUUUAUAUGUUUACAUUCAAUACAGACCUUUUGUUUUAUGUUCAUAUUCAUGGCCUUGCUGGAUUCAUUGCAGGCCUGUCAGUGGCUGUCAAACAAAUUAUGCCAGAUCAUGUGAUUGUUAAAACCCCCUUAGGAAAGAUAACAAAUCGAAAUAUUCCAUUGUUAUUGGUAAUUGUGUCUUUCAUAAUGUAUCUUUGUGGUAUGUUGGAAGGAACCUAUCCAACUAUGCUAACAGCUGGGCUCCUGGUGAGCUGGACAUAUCUUAGGUUUUAUCAGCGACAUAGUAAUGGUACUCGAGGAGAUUUGGCUGACAACUUCACAUUUGCAAGCUUUUUCCCCACCGUUAGUCAACCACCAAUAUCACUUGUGGCGAAUGCUAUACAUGGAGGCCUAGUUCGCAUUGGUUUAUGCCGAAGAACUGUUAGAAAAUUUGACUUAGCAGCAGCACCAACUGGUGUAACUGUAACACUCUCAGGUGAUUUACAUGACAUGGAAAGGAGAAGGCAAAUUGCUCUGAAGGCAUUAAACGAACGACUGAGUAAAGACCAAGUACCAUUACUCAAACCCAAAGAGACAAUCGUACCAGUUCCAGCAAUGCCUCCGCCUCCUCCUGUGACUCCUCCGAAUCAGACAACUGUACAAGUGCACAAUGUCAUUGAUACAUAAAAUUCUUUAUGACUAUCCAUCCCUCUUUUGUAAAUAUUUGUACAGAAAAAUAUUAUUUUAUUUGAUAUACUUAUCUCCUUCCUUCAUUCCAUAAAGUAUUAGUGGAAUAAACUAUUAAAUAACAUAAAAAAAAAAUUAUGUUAUAGAUGCAAUUUGUAUACCUUCUAGGUUAUUUUAUUUUAUUUUUUUGUUUCUCAUUACGCUAGUCAAAGGAAUUUAUUUUAUUUUUUAAAUUGUAUUAUACAGAUGUAUAUAAAUUUGUAACGAAAUAUAUUGUUUGUGUUUA